UAAAACCCUAUAUAUAUGUAUCUAUGUUAAUGGAAGACUCACACAUAAGAGAGAGAGAGAGAUGGGUUUUAGUGAGAAGCAAGAAACAUUGGUAAAGGAAUCAUGGGAGGUGAUGAAGGAAGACAUUCCAGCUUAUAGUCUCUAUCUUUACACAAUGAUAUUGGAGAUAGCCCCUGAGGUGAAAGGACUGUUUUCAUUUCUGAAAGAUACUAAUGAACUUCCCAAAAAUAACCCCAAGCUCAAGUCUCAUGCUGUUAAAGUCUUCAAGAUGGUAUGUGAGGCAGCAAUUCAACUGAGGGAGAAAGGAGAAGUUGUGAUUUCUGGGUCCACACUCAAAUAUUUGGGAUCUGUUCAUCUUCAGAAACAAAUUGUUGAUCCUCAGUUUGAGGUGGUGAAAGAAGCAUUGAUAAGAACAGUGGAGAAAGCCAUGGGGGAGAAAUGCAGUGAAGAGAUGAAGGAUGCUUGGCGUGUAGCUUAUGAUCACUUGGCUGCUGCAAUCAAAGCUGAAAUGAAACAACAAGCUGCAGCUUUAAGUGUUUAAACCCACAUUAAUUAAUUAAUUAAUUAAUGAUCUUCUAAUAAAUUAAUUGCAUGAAUUCUGCUAGCUAUUCAUACAUAUAAAUGUAUGGCUCUUUUUUACAUGUAACAAGGCCUAGCUAGUAAUAUGAGUGUGUGAUAAAUCUUGUUUUAAACAGUCUUGAAUAAAUAAUAUUGUUAUUUGUUUGUUGUAUUUA
This is a messenger RNA of Helianthus annuus (common sunflower), 734 nucleotides long. Its product is annotated as non-symbiotic hemoglobin 2. Bases 62 to 541 code for a protein of 159 amino acids. NCBI's taxonomy places the organism in Eukaryota, Viridiplantae, Streptophyta, Magnoliopsida, Asterales, Asteraceae. The record is from RefSeq and is a predicted model, not a curated record. Gene Ontology annotation, molecular function: heme binding; oxygen binding. The transcript has 4 exons.